UUAGUUAUUCCACCAAUCAGCGUUGUGGAUGCAAAGAAAACACCGACAAUGGUUUAUCUUGUAAGGUUGGAGCAAAAAGUCGAAAGUUUUGCAUUGCAAACACGACUGAUCAUCUUAUUUUUUCAGGUGAUCUUCAAUGCUGUUAUUCCUGACCAUGAUGCUGAAGUGUUCAACCCUCCAACAUCCCCAACCCACAACCAGACAGCAGUGGACAGUAUCUUGGACAUCGGAGUGGGUGGACUCCGAAGAUGGGAUGCAGUGUACUUCAUCCAUGUUGCGGAGCAUGGUUACAUCUAUGAGAAUGCUGUAGCAUUCUUCCCCCUAUACCCAGUCAUGGUGGGAAAAAUCGCCGAUGUUUUCUACUGCUUCUCAUUUGCAGGUCAGAUCAUGUCCAAGUUAAACCUCUGCUUAAUCAUUGGCGUGGCGCUGAAUGUCUACUUCUUCACAAAGGCAGCAUCAACGCUGUUUCACUUGGGAGUCCAGGUUCUCAAAGAUGAGAGAUUAGCAUACAAGGCAGCUUUGUUGUUCUGCAUCACCCCAGCCAGCAUCUUCAUGACAGCUCCCUACUCCGAAUGUCUUUUUACCUACCUCUUCUUCUCCGGACUCCUGGCUUUUGCCAGUGGUGACACAAUGAAGGCAGCAUUUUGGUUUGGACUAAGUGGAACUACACGGUCAAAUGGCCUUGUAGCAAUCGGGUUCAUCUUGUUCAGGAGAGCUAAGGGGUUUAUGUCCAGUAUGCAACAAGCGACAAAAGCGAGAUUUGAAACCAUGAUCGAAAAGGGGAUGAUGAUGGCGUCAAUGACACAUCUGUAUCUGACACCAGCCAUUGUUGCGGUUGUGUUAUGUGCUGGCCCGUUCUGUUUGUAUCAAUAUUACAUUUACAGAAUAUUCUGUUUGUCAAAUGAUGCAGAUUUACCAAAUCACCUUGUUCGCUAUGGCCGCUCCCAGAACUACAAGCUUGUGAGUGAUGCUCCAUCCCCAUGGUGUUCACAGUUACUUCCCUUGUCCUACAGCUACAUCCAGAAGCACCACUGGGGUGUGGGCUUUCUCCAGUACUAUGAGCUGAAGCAGGUCCCCAACUUCUUGCUUGCCACCCCCAUGCUGGUGCUGAGUGUGUGUGCAUGCGUGUACUACUACAGGCUCAACACAGACUGCUGCCACAGACUCGGCAUGGUACAGGAGGGACAGACCGACAAGAAGACAGACUUACAGAAAGGAAACUUUGGCUUCAAGAACACCAGACUUUUCAUCUAUGUUGGUCAUCUAGUGUUCAUGACUGUCUUUGGAAUUUUCUUUGUACACAUUCAGAUAAUGACCCGUCUCCUUGCGUCCACCUCCCCUGUGAUCUACUGGUUUGCUGCUCGACUCAUCACGGAGAGGACCUACCAUGACAACUUCUCCUCCAACCAGUACAACAUCUUCUCCCCACAGAGAGUCCAGCGCAUUGAGAAAGGGGCCAACCUGCAGCAGGCUCAGAAGGGGAACCUGCUCAUUGACCAGAUCUCCGACUUCUGGAAGCAGAGCACCAACACUAAACUUGUGCUGUUCUACUUCAUGUUUUACUUUGUAGUUGGGACAGCAGCUUUUGCCAACUUCCUCCCCUGGACAUAAUUACCCAAUUACUGCGCUGCCAUGUUAUCUGCCAUGUUAUGGCUGCAUCACAAACACUCAUCUGUACUGCUAGAGAGGGUGCUAUGUCUUGUCUUAGUAUGAACAUGCUUUGGGUGGGAUGGUUUGUCCCGAGGUCUUGACCUACAUGUGAUCUUAGCACAAGUAUGCAGUAGUAGGAACUAAUUAUAAUAUCUGUACAGGAAAACCUUCCAAAAUGAAAUACCGGUAGUUUACGCAAUAUUGAUACUGUAUCGUCAUAUAAUAAUAUCAUUCAGCCAUAGGACUACUUCCUGAUUGUAAGUAUGAAAUGGUCAGCUGUAGACUUAAGACAGAUUAUCAAUUUAUCCAGUUGUAAAUGAAAGUCAAUUACCAAAGAAGUGUUAAGCAUUGAUCUGAGGGUUAUAAGUAUGAUCUCACAUGAAAGUAUUUGUAAAUGGUGUUUAUCAAGCGUAAGGUUCUUAAUAUUUUUUAUACUCUGAAAUUAUAUGAUUGAGAUAGUGUGACAAAAUGUGUGUCAACCACACCGAUGAUGGCAAGACAUCUUUGUGUAAUUCAGACUACUCUUAUUAGUACUUCCAGACAAGUAUUCCAACAAUGAAUCUGUUUCAUCCCUAGUGUUUUGAGGUACUGAUAGUGACAGUGCCAAUCUGUGAGGCACAACUUGCUAGAAUUAUGCACAGCAAUAAGGUGUUCAUUGCAGAUAUGGGCUUUUAUCCACGAUGUACUAGCAACAUUAGAAAUUAGCACUGGUCCUAUAGUCCUUGCCAAACUGCCAAACAGUUAAGGUAUCAUAAGGACUAGUAGAAAUUAGCCAUUAUUAAGGGUUUAUUCUAUAUGUUAUCAUUAUAAGGACUAGUGGACUAAAACAGAUAGUUUCUAUCCCUGGUACUAGUAAUACCUGGAGACAAAAGAAGUCUUCUGAUAUUCAGUGUAUUGGUACUAUGACAUUUUAUGAGUCAAUGGUCAUUGUUCGAAAGGCAGCUAUUAUCAUGAUUGUUUCACUUUUAGAUAUGAAUAGUACCAUAUUCCUCAUUGUGUGUCCAUCUGCAUUAUUUCUUGCUGGUUUGAUCAGGGAAACUUUGUUGGUGAUAUCAGGAAAAAUGUUGGAAUUUUUCACAAGUUUAGAUUUUGAAAAAAUUAAUAUUGUUUCAUGUCUAAUAUUGGCAAACAGAUGUGUUUUAUUUAACCAUUAUAACACUUUUAGGUGGUUAUGUCCAAAAAAUGACCCAGGGAAAAUAAGAAAUCCCCCCCACCCCCACACCACACACACACACUCUAUUAGGUGGUCCAUUAUUAGGUCUAGAUUUACAUAAUUUUAUGCAUAAAGAUAUGUAUUUCCAACAAGAACAUAUACAAGUGUUUAUUCACACAGCAGACAACAUGACCUGCUCAGAUUUACUCACUCAUCAAUCUACAUGCAUGACAAGCUGUGUGAUGUAUGAAAAGCAGCCCUGUACUCAAGGCAGGGCAGCGGCCACACACUACCUCACUGUGUGUCUCACGCUGUCAAGUGGAAUACUGGAGUGUUUCAAACAUUUUAAUUUUGAGAUUGUCAUCAUUCUAACAUUACCAUGUUUUUUUAAUUACCUGUAGCUUUUUUAUGUUUAUGUGUGCUGUUGUGUAUCUGCUGGCCACUCAUGUAGUGAGUUUUUAGAUGGGCAGUUGUGUGAUGAUAAUCACGAUUGUCAUGCCGCCAUAUUUAGUUAUAUGAUCAUGCUAUUAGUGAUCAGUAUCAAAAAGGGCAAGUAUACAAUCCUUUUAAAAUGCCAUGAAUAAUUGGCCUACUUUUAAGGUGCCAUCAAUAUAUUUUAUAGAAUACAAAUAAAGAGUUCCAUGAACAGUU
Haliotis rufescens (red abalone) is the source of this 3454-nucleotide messenger RNA. Its product is annotated as GPI mannosyltransferase 2-like. Gene Ontology annotation, molecular function: GPI mannosyltransferase activity; alpha-1,6-mannosyltransferase activity. NCBI's taxonomy places the organism in Eukaryota, Metazoa, Mollusca, Gastropoda, Lepetellida, Haliotidae. The coding region runs from base 49 to 1611 and encodes 520 amino acids. Gene Ontology annotation, biological process: GPI anchor biosynthetic process. The record is from RefSeq and is a predicted model, not a curated record. Gene Ontology annotation, cellular component: mannosyltransferase complex; endoplasmic reticulum membrane. The transcript has 3 exons.